GGUGUAUCAGAAUCAGAAUCAGAAACAGAGAGAAGGGGGUCUCGUUUAGUCAAAAACCGUAGGAAAGAUCUCUGAAACUCCAAGACUCGUUUUCUCUCGCUUUCUCGCUGAAAGACAUUCUUAGGGUUUUCUCUCUUUUUCUUUUCACACUGUUUGGAAGGAAUGCUUCGAAACUAGCGAUUGAUUUUGCAAAAUGUGAGGGAGUUAUAGCUACAGGUACGCCUCUUCAAGUCGUCUUUUAACUGGUGUCGACGUUUUUAGGGUUAAGUGCUCCAUUUGGUUGCUGAGAAAGCGGAGAAGAAAGAAAAAUGCAGAUUGGAGUUUUGGAUUAUGAUUUAUUAGGAGAAUGGCAGAGCCUCUACUUAACUGAAGCUAAUGCUGCCAUUUGGUUUACUUCAAUGUCCUCUUUUUCUUUUACUCGGUUUUUCCGGUAACCAAACAGACGGUUGCGGUUAUUGGUUUUGUUCUGGUUGUUAAAUUGAUUCUCUUUGAUAUUGAUUGCCUCUUUUAAGAAAGAGCAAACAUCUUGCUUCUGUUGCUCUUCACCUAUAUGGCUUCUGCUGGCAUUCCACCUGCUUCGGCGGUUGGAAAACCUAGUGGCAACACAAUGUUUGUUGAUAAGCUGCCGGAAGAAAUCAAUGAAAUGAAGAUCAGGGAUGACAAGGUUGAAAAGGAAAUGGAAGCAACAGUGGUCGAUGGAAAUGGAACUGAGACAGGGCAUAUUAUUGUAACAACUAUAGGUGGUAGAAAUGGUCAACCCAAACAGACCAUAAGUUACAUGGCAGAGCGUGUUGUUGGACAGGGUUCAUUUGGAAUUGUAUUUCAGGCUAAGUGCCUAGAAACUGGAGAAACCGUUGCAAUCAAGAAGGUUUUACAGGAUAAGAGAUAUAAGAACCGUGAGUUGCAAACAAUGCGUCUUCUUGACCAUCCAAAUAUUGUCUCUCUCAAACACUGCUUCUUUUCAACCACGGACAAGGAUGAACUCUAUCUCAAUUUGGUGCUUGAAUAUGUACCUGAGACGGUUUAUCGUGUGGCUAAACACUAUAGCAGGGCAAAUCAACGGAUGCCUCUGAUAUAUGUCAAACUCUACACAUACCAGAUUUGUAGAGCUUUGGCAUACAUUCAUGGGGUUGUAGGAGUGUGCCACAGAGAUAUUAAGCCACAGAAUCUAUUGGUUAAUCCCCAUAUUCAUCAGCUCAAGCUAUGUGAUUUUGGGAGUGCAAAAGUUCUGGUUAAAGGUGAGCCAAAUAUAUCAUAUAUUUGUUCUCGUUAUUAUCGAGCACCAGAACUCAUAUUUGGUGCAACGGAGUACACAACUGCAAUUGACAUGUGGUCUGUGGGUUGUGUCCUUGCGGAACUGCUUCUUGGACAGCCUCUCUUUCCAGGUGAAAGCGGAGUUGAUCAGCUUGUUGAGAUAAUCAAAGUACUUGGGACGCCAACUCGUGAGGAAAUCAAGUGUAUGAAUCCAAACUAUACUGAGUUUAAAUUCCCACAAAUCAAGGCUCACCCCUGGCACAAGAUUUUUCACAAGCGCAUGCCCCCAGAAGCAGUAGAUCUUGUCUCUAGACUUCUUCAAUACUCUCCAAAUCUAAGGUGUACUGCUUUGGAGGCCUGUAUUCACCCGUUCUUCGAUGAACUGCGCGACCAAAAUUCCCGUCUCCCCAAUGGCCGCCCAUUGCCUCCUCUCUUCAACUUUAAGCCUCAAGAACUGAAAGGAGCGUCUCUGGAACUCCUGGCCAAACUGAUACCAGAACAUGCUCGAAAGCAGUGCCCCUUCCUAGGCUUCUAAACAUCUAUCUUCAACGUUAUGGUGUAACUGUAACUGUGUUCCAUGUUUGUCUUGCAUGUUCUCUGAAAAUUAGAAACACCCCCUGUUUGUUUUUUAUUUUUUAUUUUUCGACAAACACUUCCAACUGAUGAAUCAUCGCUCGCUGUGUACGUAUCGUAACAGCGCUAAGUGGAUCUUUUGUAAUCUUCAUAUUAUUUUCAGUCGAGUGUACACAGCUAGCUUGCUUAGCAUCUUUCCAGGAUCAAAUGCAGCAGGGGUGGCAAUUCGAGUU
Messenger RNA from Vitis vinifera (wine grape), 2060 nucleotides. Its product is annotated as shaggy-related protein kinase epsilon. Gene Ontology annotation, cellular component: cytoplasm. Gene Ontology annotation, molecular function: protein serine/threonine kinase activity; ATP binding. The coding region runs from base 551 to 1789 and encodes 412 amino acids. Gene Ontology annotation, biological process: protein phosphorylation; signal transduction. The record is from RefSeq and is a predicted model, not a curated record. The transcript has 13 exons. NCBI's taxonomy places the organism in Eukaryota, Viridiplantae, Streptophyta, Magnoliopsida, Vitales, Vitaceae.